Molecule: messenger RNA, 3015 nt
Organism: Chaetomium fimeti
Lineage: Eukaryota; Fungi; Ascomycota; Sordariomycetes; Sordariales; Chaetomiaceae
Product: Vps53-like protein
Exons: 2
Coding region: 129-2729 (866 amino acids)
Biological process (GO): retrograde transport, endosome to Golgi
Cellular component (GO): GARP complex
Source: RefSeq, a predicted model, not a curated record
ACCUGGACGAAGUCGUACUUGGCAUUCGCUCUUGAACUCCCUUUACAAACACCAGCAAGUGGCCCCUGGUUCGUCGAGGUCGACUACCUGCCCGACACAUCCCGCAGCGAGACGAGCCCAGAGGCACCAUGAACAUCGCCGUUGCAGAAUCCCUAUCGCUUGAUUCAGUGGAGUACGAUCCGAUCGCGCACCUGAACCUGCUUUUCUCGCACCCGUCCACCGUCCCCUCCGUCGCGCGCGUCUCUUCGACCAUUCAGCGUCAUAAAGAUGGCCUCUCCCGCUCGAUUACGGCCCUCGAGACCACCCAGGCCUACGGGCCCGAUUCGUCGCUGGAGCGCAUGCAGUCGGCCCAGGCCGAGCUGGCCUCCCUCUUUCAGCGCAUCGAGAGCGUGCGCAGUCGUGCCCUACAGACCGAGCGAGACAUCACGACCAUGACGGCCGACAUCAAGCGCCUCGAUGGCACCAAGCGCAACCUCACCCUCAGCAUGACCGCCUUGAAACGGCUGCAGAUGUUGACCACGGCCUACGAGCAGCUGCGCGGCCUCUCCCGGACUCGCCAGUACCGCGAAUGCGCCGGCCUCCUGCAGGCCGUCCUGCAGUUGAUGCGCCACUUCAACAGCUACCGCAGCAUUGAGCAGAUUGCCGUGCUGAGCCGAAACGUCAGCGACCUGCAGCGUGAGCUGCUCGAGCAAGUCUGCGAGGAUUUCGAGAUGGCCUUUGCGAAGGGGGAGGUGGCCGCCCGUCGCGGCGUCCUGGUCGAAGCCUGUCUGGUCAUGGAUGCCCUCGGUGAUCACGCCAAGACGAGGUUGGUGACGUGGUACGUCAACACGGAGCUCCGGGAGUAUCGCCAAGUCUUCCGGGGCAACGACGAGGCAGGCAACCUUGACAAUAUCGGGCGGCGCUACGCAUGGUUCAAGCGCACGCUCAAGACGCACGAGGAGGAACACGCUGCUAUCUUUCCGCCCCAUUGGCGAGUCGGUGAGACGCUAGGGAUGGCCUUUUGCGACGGCACGCGGGAAGACUUCAAGGGCAUUCUCGAAAAGAGCAUGCGCCGGAUCGACGGGGCCAAACUAGACGUCAACCUACUCCUCAGUUGUCUUCAGGAGACGAUGGAUUUUGAACAGAGCUUGGAGCGCCGGUUUGCGAGCGAACCGCGGGCGAGCAUCGACACCCUAAGCUCGGCCGACGACCGGAUACAGAGCUUCAACGGCUCCAUAUCCGUCGCUUUCGAGCCGUACCUGAGCCUAUGGGUCGAGUCGCAAGACAAAGCCCUGGCAUCCAUGAUUCCAAAAUACAAGACGCAGCCACUCAUACCAGCCGACGAGGAAUUCUCUCCUCAGGCCGUCAUCCCCUCCGCGAUCGAGCUGUUUCACUUUUACAAGCUCACGCUUUCACAAUGCGCCAAACUGUCUACUGGCGAGCGAUUGCUCGAUCUCAGUGGGACAUUGGCCAAGUACCUCGAUGAGUACGCCCAACAGGUCCUGGUCACGUUUAUACAACGCGGCGGGCCGCAGGGACCCCCUAUUCAGGAAGCCAUUCUCGUUCUAAACACGGCAGACUUCUGGCACACCAACACCAACCAACUAGAGGAGAGCAUAAAGAAGCGAAUCGACCCCGAUAUGGCAUCAAAGGUGGACCUCUCGUCGCAGUCCGACUCUUUUAUGGGAGUAGCCAGCGCAGCCGUCAUGGCCUUGGUAGCCAAGGUCGAGCUCGACUGCGAAAGCGCCUGGCGGGAGAUGAAGAACACCAAUUGGAGCCGCAUGGAGAGCGUCAGCGACCACAGCUCAUACGUCGGCGAGCUUCUCAAGCACGUAAAUGACAAGGCCCGAGAGAUCCUACCGCUCUUCAUCAAGCAGCAGUACGCCCGCGCCUUCUGCGACAACCUCGUCGAGCACCUCUCGGCAGCGUACAUCAACAACAUCGUCCAAUGCCGCCCCGUCUGCGAAGUCGGCGCCGAGCAGAUGCUGCUCGACAAAUACGUCCUGACCAAAUCCUUCGAGAACCUCCUCUCCUACCACAACCCAUCCACCACCACCACCACCACCACCGGCAUCACCUCCCCGUCCUCCCCCUCCUUCCCCACCCCACAGAACCCACCCCCGGCCGGCUUCAUCAAGCGGGUCAACCAGUCCAUGACGCGCAUCGACCCGCUGCUCAAGACCCUGCAGGUCCGCCCCUCCCCGCCCGAGGGCCUCGUGCAGGCCUACCUGAUCCACAUCGGCGACCGCUCCGACACCAACUUCCGCAAGAUCCUCGACCUCAAGGGCGUGCGCAAGCCCGACCAGCCCCUCCUCAUGGAGCUGUUCGCCAUCCACCGCGAGGGCCACGCGGCCGCCCCCGCCGCGGGCGCGCCCCCGCUGGUCCAGAACUCCCCGCUGCUGACCUCGCUCAUGGCCCCCGGUUCGUCCUCGUCGGCGGCGGGGGGCGCGCUGGGUGCUGGCGGCGCUGGGAUGGGCGGUGGGAAUAGCGGCGGGGCGGCCAGCGCGGGGUUGCAGGGCCGGUUUGAUGCCGCGUCGCUGGGGGAGAAGUUGCUGAAUGCGGCGAGGGAUGGGGUCGAGAGGAUGGGGACAGCGCCGGGGGCCGGCGGUGUGGGUGUGGGUGCGCAGGAGAAGGCGACGAUUAAUGAGAAUUUGAAGAAUAUUGGCAUGUUCUUUAAGCGGGAUAUUGGCGGGUUGGGGGCGAGGUUUGGGAAGAGGGAUAUCACGCCCACUGGGGGGUUGGAUGGGUGAUUGGAUUUGGGUGGGGUUGUUUCAGCGGGUGCUGGGUAGCUUUGCGCUUGGGAGGGCUGCGUUGGAGCGGGCGGCUUUGGAUUAAGUACCUACUUGGCUGAAGCUGGAAAUAUAGACCGUAGAUGGACACUCGGGAGGGGGUGGUGCUGUUACAAUUCAGGGUGCAUACACAACCUGUUUCGGUUGCAACGAAGCAGGCGCCUACCUUCAUUCCCCAUCGCGUCACUAAGCACUAAUCUUGGCUAUCCGAGAGUUAGUCUGUCAUGAUGCCUCAAAAUCCACACCG